CAUCGCACACCAUCUAUGGGAAUGUAGCAAGAAAUUUUAAAUUGAGAAAGUGGUCACUAGAUGGACAUGAAAUGUUUACAUUUUACAAGGAUGGCGACUCUAGCUACAGCCACACGCGUCUCGACAACUCGUUUUUUGUUUUAUCGUUGUUUUUCUACAGAGGUUCCAGAGGCUGUUUCUAAAGCCAUUGCCACAACAGAUGUCUACGGCCCUCCAGACCCAAAGUCAAGUCUUCGCCUAAUCACCUUCUAUAUCGCCCCUGAUGAAACUGAAGCUGAGAAAGAGUACAGACUUAGACGGGCUCAGGUACAGGAAUGGAACCACUUAUUUUGGACUAUCCAUAAUGUUCAAUUUACCCAGGCCAAAGAAGAAUUUGUGACAUCAGUGUUAGAGAGAAGAGGUAAAGAUGCCACCACAACAGGGCAACCCCUAACUGCUGAUGAUUUAUCUGAAUUCUACAGGGCAUUCCUAGAUCAAAAUAGGGAAAAGCACUUGAAGUAUAAUGUAGAAUGGCACAUGAAAAACAUGGGUCUUCUAUGGCCUGGAAUUAAGGCAAAUUUAAGUAGAUUUAAAAAGGGUUUUUCUACUAUGUAAAGUUAUGUAACAUAGGUCCCAGUACAGACUUAUUUAAUACAUUGUGUUAAGAUUGUAA
Messenger RNA from Daphnia pulex (common water flea), 652 nucleotides. It is a transcript of the gene Coa8, whose product is annotated as COA8 family protein Y39B6A.34, mitochondrial-like. Lineage: Eukaryota; Metazoa; Arthropoda; Branchiopoda; Diplostraca; Daphniidae. Bases 61 to 594 code for a protein of 177 amino acids. Gene Ontology annotation, cellular component: mitochondrion. The transcript is spliced from 3 exons. The record is from RefSeq and is a predicted model, not a curated record. Gene Ontology annotation, biological process: intrinsic apoptotic signaling pathway.